GAGAAAUCAGAAUAUCUUUUUGUCAGGAGCCAAAACAUUGAGCUGAAGGCAGAAAGAGAGACACUAUGUUCAGGUUUUCUCUACUAGUCUGUGUCUCCCUGAUAUAUGGCACCACAGCGAAGCCAUAUAAACCGGGGAAUAAACUUACAGAUGCUGCAUUCCAGGAUACAGUUAUGUCCAUGGAUGACGAAGGAAAGAUGUCCUGGGGAGUGGAAGUGGAACCUCCUGAGGACUUGGACGAGACUCACUACGACUUCGACCCCAGCAUGAAGAUUUGGCAGAGCAUGGCGGGCAGGGAACGGCCCCCGAAGGCUGAAGAAGACUUGGAUGAGCUGCACCAUCCUUCAAUGGAAGAUCUCCUCAAAGUCCCUAACCAGGAUGUCCAGCCUGUUGCUGACAUGUCGUACGACGAACCAGAGGAGGAUAGAGACAACAUUGACCACCCUGUUCUCAGCGAGGUGGCCUCACAGGAAGCCGAGCAGGUCCAGUACAAAGCUGGUGCAUGGGCCAGCGUCGCACACUCAGAACCAGAGGAGGACAAGGACGAGCUGUAUCAUCGUGACGACCAGAACUUUUUCGUGCAGGUGGAGCCACUGAGGCUUGAGGUCAUCGGAGAAAAUAAGGUCAGACUUCACCUCCAACCAGAGGAGGACAAGGACGACCUGUAUCACAAAGAACAGCUGCAGCCCGCUCCUUACCAGUAUGCUGCUGAAUCUGGUGCUCCUGUUGAUUUGCCUUAUCAGAGGAAGCACAGUGAACCAGAGGAAGAUUUGGAUGAUCUCUACCACAUGUGAUCAUUCAACAACCACAACCUUUGAAGAUCCUUAUUGUGAUCAUGUUAUCUUAAUCGCAUGUUCAUUUUGACUCCAUUAAACUGUUAAACU
This is a messenger RNA of Paralichthys olivaceus (Japanese flounder), 884 nucleotides long. RefSeq lists its product as uncharacterized. The record is from RefSeq and is a predicted model, not a curated record. NCBI's taxonomy places the organism in Eukaryota, Metazoa, Chordata, Actinopteri, Pleuronectiformes, Paralichthyidae.